GCUCUUCUCGCUGGGUUGCCGGGCGUGCGGCAGGAGGAGGCGCGCGGCCGCGGGUCUCCAUCGAUUGACUGACUGACUGACUGUCGGGUGGAGGGGCCGCAGUUUCUGCAAAACAGUAAGGCAAAAGACCGGCUAUACAGCAGAGAGAAGGGAAAGUAAAUAAACAGAUCAUCUUGCUUAGCAGUUUUUUUGGACAAAGGUUUCUUGUCUGUAUUUACGUAACUAUUCCAAGCUACCUAAUCUAAUGAAGUUGGACUUCAUUCAUCAAGUGUGAUUUACUCAUUAGAGCCUAAAAUCAUGAUGAAAAUGAAGAGCAUAUCUGCAAGCAAAGCUUCCUUGGUUUUCUUUCUGUGCCAAAUGAUUUCUGCAUUGGAUGUACCUCUUGAUUCAAAACUUCUAGAAGAAUUGUCCCAACCUCCAACGAUAACUCAGCAGUCUCCAAAAGAUUACAUUGUUGACCCUCGAGAGAAUAUUGUAAUACAAUGUGAAGCAAAAGGAAAACCACCUCCUAGCUUCUCCUGGACACGCAAUGGAACUCAUUUUGAUAUAGAUAAAGAUGCACAGGUAACAAUGAAGCCAAAUUCAGGAACCCUUGUUGUAAAUAUUAUGAAUGGUGUGAAGGCAGAAGCAUAUGAAGGAGUAUACCAGUGUACAGCAAGGAAUGAAAGAGGAGCAGCCAUUUCCAACAAUAUUGUUAUACGUCCAUCUAGAUCCCCUUUGUGGACUAAAGAAAAACUAGAACCAAAUCAUGUUCGUGAAGGUGAUUCCCUGGUUCUAAACUGCAGGCCUCCUGUUGGCUUACCACCACCUAUAAUAUUUUGGAUGGAUAAUGCUUUCCAAAGGCUGCCUCAAAGUGAAAGAGUUUCUCAAGGCCUCAAUGGAGACCUUUACUUUUCUAAUGUACAACCAGAGGACACCCGUGAGGACUAUAUUUGCUACGCGAGAUUUAAUCACACACAAACUAUACAGCAGAAACAACCCAUUUCUGUAAAAGUCUUUUCAAUGGAUUCAUUGAAUGACACUAUAGCUGCUAAUUUGAGUGACACUGAUAUUUAUGGUGCCAAGCCAGUUACAGAAAGGCCACCAGUUCUUCUUACACCAACGGGCAGCACAAGUAACAAAGUGGAACUGAGAGGAAAUGUUCUCUUGUUGGAAUGCAUCGCAGCAGGAUUACCCACACCAGUAAUCCGCUGGAUUAAAGAGGGUGGCGAACUGCCAGCCAACAGAACAUUUUUCGAAAAUUUUAAGAAAACUCUCAAGAUUGUGGACGUCUCUGAAGCUGACACUGGGAACUACAAAUGUAUAGCAAGAAAUACAUUGGGUUCUACUCAUCAUGUCAUUUCGGUAACUGUAAAAGCUGCCCCGUACUGGAUAACAGCACCCAGGAACUUGGUCUUAUCACCUGGAGAAGAUGGGACGUUGAUCUGCAGGGCUAACGGCAACCCAAAACCUAGCAUAAGCUGGUUAACAAAUGGCGUUCCCAUAGCAAUUGCCCCGGAAGAUCCUAGCAGAAAGGUAGAUGGAGAUACCAUUAUUUUCUCAGCUGUACAAGAACGGUCAAGUGCUGUUUAUCAGUGCAAUGCUUCUAAUGAGUAUGGAUACUUGCUGGCAAAUGCAUUUGUAAAUGUUCUUGCUGAGCCACCAAGGAUUCUGACUCCUGCUAAUAAACUGUAUCAAGUCAUUGCGGAUAGUCCUGCAUUAAUAGACUGUGCUUAUUUUGGUUCACCUAAGCCUGAAAUUGAAUGGUUUAAGGGAGUGAAAGGUAGCAUCUUGCGUGGAAAUGAAUAUGUUUUCCAUGAUAAUGGAACCUUGGAAAUUCCAGUGGCUCAGAAGGAUAGUACUGGCACUUACACAUGUGUUGCAAGGAAUAAAUUAGGGAAGACACAAAAUGAAGUACAAUUGGAAGUUAAAGACCCAACGAUGAUAAUUAAACAGCCAGAAUACAAAGUGAUUCAGCGAUCUGCCCAGGCUUCAUUUGAGUGUGUAAUAAAACAUGAUCCUACCUUAAUGCCAACAGUUAUAUGGCUGAAAGACAAUAAUGAACUCCCAGAUGAUGAAAGGUUUCUAGUUGGUAAAGACAACUUGACCAUUAUGAAUGUAACUGAUAAAGAUGAUGGAACAUAUACUUGCAUAGUUAAUACUACUCUGGACAGUGUUUCAGCAAGUGCUGUGCUUACUGUUGUUGCUGCUCCCCCAACUCCAGCUAUCAUUUACGCUCGGCCAAAUCCACCACUUGACUUGGAAUUAACAGGUCAGCUAGAAAGAAGCAUUGAACUCUCAUGGGUACCAGGAGAAGAAAAUAACAGUCCCAUUACAAACUUUGUGAUUGAAUAUGAAGAUGGACUACAUGAGCCAGGGGUAUGGCAUUACCAGACGGAAGUUCCUGGAUCUCAGACAACUGUACAGUUGAAGUUGUCUCCAUAUGUCAACUACUCAUUCCGCGUGAUCGCUGUCAAUGAAAUUGGUAGAAGUCAGCCAAGUGAACCAUCUGAACAGUACCUGACAAAAUCUGCAAACCCUGAUGAAAAUCCUUCUAAUGUGCAAGGGAUAGGCUCGGAACCUGAUAAUUUGGUAAUAACAUGGGAGUCUUUGAAAGGCUUUCAGUCUAACGGACCAGGACUCCAAUACAAAGUCAGCUGGCGCCAGAAGGAUGUUGAUGAUGAAUGGACAUCUGUUGUAGUUGCAAAUGUGUCUAAAUAUAUUGUGUCUGGUACACCAACUUUUGUUCCCUAUGAAAUAAAAGUACAGGCUUUAAAUGACCUGGGAUAUGCACCAGAGCCAUCAGAGGUUAUUGGACAUUCAGGGGAAGACUUGCCAAUGGUUGCUCCAGGCAAUGUGCAGGUUCAUGUAAUUAACAGCACAUUGGCAAAGGUGCACUGGGACCCUGUUCCACUAAAAUCUGUCCGAGGACAUCUUCAAGGGUAUAAAGUUUACUACUGGAAAGUACAGAGUCUAUCCAGAAGGAGUAAGCGACACGUAGAAAAAAAGAUCUUGACUUUUAGGGGAAACAAGACUUUUGGAAUGUUACCAGGGCUAGAGCCCUAUAGUUCUUACAAGCUGAAUGUUAGAGUUGUUAAUGGUAAAGGAGAAGGACCAGCGAGCCCAGACAAAGUAUUUAAAACUCCUGAAGGAGUUCCUAGCUCACCCUCCUUUUUGAAGAUUACUAAUCCAACACUGGACUCUCUGACUCUUGAGUGGGGUUCACCUACCCAUCCAAAUGGUGUAUUGACAUCAUACAUACUGAAGUUUCAGCCAAUUAACAACACUCAUGAAUUAGGUCCUUUGGUUGAGAUAAGAAUUCCUGCCAACGAGAGCAGCUUGAUAUUAAAGAAUUUAAAUUACAGCACACGCUACAAGUUUUAUUUUAAUGCACAAACAUCAGUUGGAUCAGGAAGUCCGAUAACUGAGGAAGCAGUAACAAUUAUGGAUGAAGGUAAGAUGGCCGGUAUUCUUCGUCCUGCCGUAGGUGCAGGCAAAGGAUACUCAGAAAUCCUUUUUGCAACCUCCCCAGUCAUGCAUACUGUCCGUCCAACUUUCUAUAAGGUGCAACCACUUUAUCCAAGGAUCAGAAAUGUUACAACAGCUGCUGCUGAGACCUAUGCCAAUAUCAGUUGGGAGUAUGAGGGACCAGAUCAUGCCAACUUUUAUGUUGAAUAUGGUGUAGCAGGCAGCAAAGAAGAUUGGAAAAAAGAAAUUGUAAAUGGUUCUCGAAGCUUCUUUGUGUUAAAGGGUUUAACACCAGGAACAGCAUAUAAAGUCCGAGUUGGUGCUGAGGGCCUGUCUGGUUUUAGGAGUUCAGAGGAUCUGUUUGAGACAGGUCCAGCAAUGGCAAGUCGGCAGGUAGACAUUGCUACUCAAGGAUGGUUCAUUGGACUUAUGUGUGCUGUUGCACUUCUUAUCUUGAUAUUACUGAUUGUUUGCUUCAUAAGGAGAAAUAAAGGUGGCAAAUAUCCAGUGAAGGAAAAGGAGGAUGCACAUGCUGAUCCAGAGAUACAGCCUAUGAAGGAAGAUGAUGGAACGUUUGGUGAAUACAGGUCUCUUGAAAGUGAUGCAGAGGACCAUAAACCUCUAAAAAAAGGAAGUCGGACACCAUCAGACAGAACUGUGAAAAAAGAAGACAGUGAUGAUAGUUUAGUUGACUAUGGAGAAGGUGUAAAUGGCCAGUUCAAUGAGGAUGGCUCCUUUAUUGGACAAUACAGCGGUAAAAAAGAGAAAGAACCUGCAGAAGGAAAUGAAAGUUCUGAGGCUCCUUCUCCUGUAAAUGCCAUGAAUUCAUUUGUGUAAUCAAAGAACUCGAUUCCCUUGUGUUUUCUGUUUGUUUGCACUUGCACAUCCUCCUUCUUGUACGAUGAACACGCAGGUAACAAAGCUCCUCACCUCAAAGUGUUUAUGCUAUGAGAACGUGCUGGUCCAUACAAUUAAAUGGUGUAAUGACCAAGUGGGAUGGUAAUAUGAAUCAAGGUAAAAAAUUCAAACUUUGUUUGGAACUUGGAUUUUCUUACUUUUCUAAAAAAGGAACUGACACAGGAAAAAAAAAAUAGCAUUGACUUACAGUUUUGUUUCCUGUUGAAAAUAGGGUAUAAUGCAUGAAAAAAAGAUACUACACAGUUCACAGUCUCAUGAUCACUAUAAAAACAUGGUUGGACAGUUUGUUAUGCAGUCCUCAGCCAAAUCCCUGGGUAUGAAUUCCAUUUUCAUUGUUAGUGUUAUAGUAGUAUUAUAUAGAACUUCAAUGUCUUUGUGGACAUUGUUGUGAAAUUGGUGACUUAAUGUCUAGCUUUCAUAUGUCUUUUUGCAAGACAGUUAGGAACAGUAUGUACAGUAUAUAAUUGCUAAAUGAUUUUAGUAUGACACUUGCAUUUGCUGAUGCUUAAUAAGGCCCUAUUAUCUGCUCUUUGCUCCUAUUACUUUAUAGCCUUUUUAAUCUACCAAGUAUUACAGCAGUACGGUGUUCUAUUUUUUACAUCAAAAAGCGUUGGAUUGAUUUUAGGGUAUAAAAGAUACGCAUUGCAAUGCAUUUUGGAAUUUGUACAGUCACUGAAAGAAAAACUUUAAAAUGAGAGAAAAUAUUCCAGAAAAUACAGGGCAAAAUACAUUCAGUGCCUUUAUACAAUAUGCAUUCCAUAAUGCACUGUACUAUGAAAUCAGUUGGUGCAGUAAACUGUGAUUAGCGGACUACUAUCAUUGCCAUAAAUUAAAAAGUGUAAAAUAAAACAGUGUUAUGAAACUGUUGUGCUGAAAAGUGGGACGUUUCAAAUGUUUUAAGUUAAACAAAUGAGAAUAUGAGGGGUUUUUUUUGUUGUUGUUUGUUUUUUUUCCUUAUAAAAAAACACUUUCUCGCCAGUUUCAGCACAACAGGUUUUCAUGGCCUUAGAAGAUUUAUUUAAAGUAAGUAGUCAAGCAACCAGAAGUAAAUUACUUCCUUACACAUCAAGCUAUAAGCUCUUGUAAAACAAAGAGUUAAAAACCAAGGCAGCCAACUACACCAGCAAGAGUGCAUUUCCCUCUGUGUCACGGCUCAACCAGUGCGGCAGCUUUGGAAUUAUCUUCACCCUGAAGCAGUGUGGGGGAUGCAGCUCACAACUGCACGAUUCAGUCUGACAACUGCUCCUAUGGUUUAGUGGUAAAGGUUUACCAUUGUCAGUUACAAAAUUAUUUUCUCACAUACGAUAUCAAUCAAGUGUUUACCUCCAAAUAUAAAUUUUAUAACAACCUAUGGUUGAAGGAAUGCUCAGUUUCAUUUGCCAAUAAAUUGGUUUUUCAUAACUUGCAUCAAGUUUAAUUUUAAGUAAGCUUUUUAUAUGUAGAUAUUUUGUUGAAUUUGUAAAUACACUUAAAAUGUAGGUGCUAUAUGCUUCUAGGUGUUACAAACAAAUAAAACAAGAACGCUUAUGUUGUACUGUGUAAGAAGUACUAUAGCCCAUGGUGUGCAUGGUAUUUUAAGGCAUCUACUUCGAUAUUAUUUUGGGGUUUUUUUUGUUUUGUUUUUGUUUUGUUUUGUUUUGUUUUUUGCUGUGACAACAAAAUAGAGAACUGUUCUGCUUUCUUACUGCAGAUUCCUAAUUGAACCAUUCAGAGCUUUCGCCGGUGCGUUACCUCAGAUCAUAGCACAUCUUGCAGCAUCCGUGUAUAUAUUGUAGGUAAAGUACAGCUGAAGUACUCACAAGUGUAUCUGUUUUAAGCUUCUUUCGCACCUUUGAGCUUUCUAUUGAUCCAGUUUUCUUAAUGGGAACCGAAACAAGAAGUGAAUUAUACAAACACUGACUACAAAGCACAAAGAGAACAUUUCGUAAGAUUUGCCAAUGGUUUUGGUAAAAAAAAAAAAAAGAGAAUAUAAUUUUAUUUAAUUGUAGAUGCUGAAUGAUCUGUGCAUGUGGGGUAAACAUACAGGCUUACUUCUGUAAUAGUGCAACAGAUUUUGUAUUAAAAAUAAAUGUGGUUUUAAAAUUUCA
Molecule: messenger RNA, 6452 nt
Organism: Coturnix japonica (Japanese quail)
Lineage: Eukaryota; Metazoa; Chordata; Aves; Galliformes; Phasianidae
Source: RefSeq, a predicted model, not a curated record